Messenger RNA from Amborella trichopoda, 1809 nucleotides. Its product is annotated as myelin-associated oligodendrocyte basic protein. NCBI's taxonomy places the organism in Eukaryota, Viridiplantae, Streptophyta, Magnoliopsida, Amborellales, Amborellaceae. Gene Ontology annotation, cellular component: chloroplast. The record is from RefSeq and is a predicted model, not a curated record.
UUCACAAGGAUAAAAAACAGCCAGAUUUUUUAUAUGGUUUUGAGGUGGGCAUUGGAUAGAUUUGUGGAUUAGAGGUUUCACAUUCAAUGGCGGGGGCCGCCUUAGAUUUCCAUUUUUUAAUGGUUCUCUCUCUCAAAUUAAAUCGGAAACCGGCCAAAAAAAAGAAAAAAAUCCAUAUCAUCUCUCUCUCUAAUCUUGUUUGGGAAAAAAAAACCCAUAAUCUCAAGUGGGUGUUUCUCAAAAUCCUCCAUUUCGAUUUCGAAACACUUGGAAGUUUGGAAAUUCAUGGCUACUGCUUCUCUUUUAGAGGCAAUUUCAAUAGCAAGAGACGCCCCAAAACUCGCAGGAUUGAAAUGGAACCCUUUGGUUAGGCCCCCAGUUCGGAGGGCGUUUUAUCCUGCGUCGAAAACCAGGGAUCUUUUGAGAGCCGCAAUGCUUCGUAUAGAAUGUUCAGGCCUCAAAAACAUGGUGGUGUGGAAAAGAGAUGAGGAGAAAGAAAAUCCAUUUAAUGGGGCUUUCAAAGUGAUUGGUAAAUUGCUCAAGGCGUUGCAGAAACCUGCCAUGGUGGCCAUUGUUUUGGGUCUUCUUUUGUGCUAUGAUCCUCAAUCUGCCCUUGCAGCUUCAGGGGGUAGAGUGGGUGGGCGUUCGUUCUCUUCUGGUUCUGCUUCUUCAAGGACUUACUCGGUUCCUGGUCGAGCUUUUUCGUACUCUGUUCCUUAUUCAGCACCUUCUCCUUUUGGAUUUGGUGGUGGUGUUUAUGUGGCUCCCGCUUUUGGUGUUGGCUUUGGGGCUGGCACUGGUAUUUUCCUGCCAUUAAUGGCUUUCGCAGCUGUAGUUUUGGUUUCGGGGUUUCUCUCUGAUCGAACAGAUGAUGGAGUUCUUUCGGCCACUCAGAAAACGAGUGUACUCAAGCUUCAGGUUGGUUUAUUGGGCAUGGCGAGGUCAUUGCAGAAAGAUCUUGAUCGGAUUGCUGAAACAGCAGAUACAUCCAAUCCUGGGGGACUUCAUUAUGUAUUGACAGAAACUACCUUGGCUCUUCUUCGUCAUCCAGAUUGUUGCAUCUCUGGCUACUCAUCGGUUGAUGUAAAAAGAAGCGUAGACGAUGGGGAGAAACGUUUCAAUCAACUUUCCAUUGAAGAACGGGGAAAAUUUGAUGAAGAGACUUUGGUCAAUGUGAACAACAUCAAGAGGCAAAGUGUAACAAGCCAGAGAUCCAAGGGUUUUGGUAACGAGUAUAUUGUGAUCACAAUCCUUGUUGCUGCUGAAGGAGUCCACAAACUUCCUUUAAUUAACAGCAGCUCAGACCUGAAAGAGGCCUUGCAGAAGCUGGCCUCAAUUCCCUCUAGUAAAACUCUGGCAGUUGAGGUAUUGUGGACUCCCCAGAAUGAGGACGAUACACUUACCGAACGAGAACUGCUGGAAGAUUAUCCACUUCUGAGGCCUCUUUGAGUAUAAUAUAUAGAGAAGAAAAUAGUGCACUAAAUGAGAAAGAAAUUCUGAAACUGAACAUUGUUUUAGAUGUUAUUGUACAGUAAUCUGUAAAUGUAUAAAAUGGUGGGGUUUACAUUAUCUUGAAUUAAAUACCAAUAAUUCAAGAUUGAAAUUAAAGUCAUUUUAUCAGUGUUAGGGGAACCUCAUUCAAAUAAGUUAAGGUCAUAUUCGAAGUAAUACUAGAGCUAUGAUAUUGGAGACCCAGAUAACCGCUUCUCCUCCUGCAACUCAUUCUUUUACCAUUUGAAUAAGAAGACCAAGGUAUGUAGAGAGUUUAUACAAUUUGAAUAUGACCUUAAUAACUUAUACAUUCUUUUA